Messenger RNA from Trichoderma atroviride IMI 206040, 1770 nucleotides. The record is from RefSeq and is a predicted model, not a curated record. Lineage: Eukaryota; Fungi; Ascomycota; Sordariomycetes; Hypocreales; Hypocreaceae.
CAACCCAACUCCCCCGCGUCCGCUGGUGGACCCCUCCAGAUGGCAUCGCCCGACCGCGUGAACCAGCGCCGCGACAUCUUUGCCAGCGUUCGCCCGGUAGCCGGAGACGGAGGCCGCGACAGCACGGUGCACGACAAGAUCAGCCAGUUUAACAGCCUCAGCAUGAGCAUGCAGUCCCGGCAGCUGGAGCGCAAGAGCGCCGAUGCGGCGCUUAAGCGAGCCAUGUUGGGGCGCGAAGAGGCCGAGGCCGAGAUGAAGCGCCUGAAGGAGGAGGCGCGAGUCUUGCGGCAGGAAAUCGAGGAGGGCAAGGAGCGGGAGAGGAGAGUUGGCGAGCGAUUGGAAACCAUCAUGGAAAACUAUGGACGCGCCAAGGAGACACAUGCACACACCGAGGCUCUCUGGGAAAAGGAAAUCAGACGUGCGAGAAAAGAAAAUUUCAAAGCCCAGUCGACCAUUGUCAAACUCCAGGAGGAUCUCAAAAACACCCGCGCCGCAACCAAAUUGACUGCUCAAGAGUCACUGCUUAAGGAGAAGGAAAAGACUCGCGCUCAAGAGCAUGAAAUUUUCGAAGCGAAAUACCAAGUUAGCAGCUUACAAGAUCAGCUCGAGCAAGCACUUGAGCGGAUGAAGCUGGUGGAACAGGAGCGAGAUGCCUACAAGACUGCCGCCAAGAACGAGGAAGUUGCGCGUCUUGCUGCAGAGGGACGCAUUCCUCUGCCUGCGGAGGAAUCCGAUAACGAGUUUGCGUCUCCCCCAAGAAAGAGAAGAAUUGGAUCGACAAUUAGGUGCAAAGACCCCCGCGUCUCUCUCUCCACCAUGGAAGUCGUCUCGUCGGCUUCUCUUGAGCUAGAGCUCGAGGACCUUAGUGAGCAGGUGCAGUGGGAAAGGCAGAGAGCCGACCGAGCUCAAGAAAUGAUUGAGUUUAUGCAGGCCGAGUGCCAGAUGCACUGCUGCCCUGCCUCCAAGUCUAAACGCCGAACUAGCAUGUUGGCCAUGCAGCUCCCUCGCGCUUCUCCUCAAAAGUCGAGGCUUUCUUUGGAGGCCACCAUCCAGGAAGAGAGGAGCGCACCUCCUGAACAUGCCCCCUCGCCCGCCCAGCAGCAGGAGUUGAAGCCGGCAAAGGUGAGGAAGGGCGCAAGGCGGAGCACCGUCUUUUUGCCCCAGGAGGGCGUCUUCCGCACGGUAUCCGAGCAAGAGGCCAUUGAGCUAGAAGCUCAGCGCAAGGCGGAGAUUGUGAUUGAGGCUCACGAAGAGACUGAGCCGGAGUUGUCUCCCUCCAAAGGAAAACAAGAGGCACAUCAACGUACGUUUGCGAGAACACCACCUGUCGAGCCUUCAGCCUAUGAUUUUGCCCCAAGCAGAGCAUCCCUGAUGUCGCUCAUCGACACUCCGCGAAUGAACGCUCAAGCUGACUCUCUGCCAAAUUUGCAUAGCAUCCCGACGGUUUCUGACCACAACUCCGCACAAGAGGGCUUGCCUCAGAAACGUCCAUCUGCUGGCUCGUCUCGGUCUUCUUCAAAAGCCGUCUAUACUGUGACGACUACAGUCCCACUUCAAGACGAACGAUCCUCCAGCUCAACUUUCAGCCAGAGAAUGCGAACGGCAUCCAGCAGCAGCAGCGCGAGCUUCGACACGACUGAUCCGGCAAUGGACCCCACUAUGACUCGCGAAGAAGCCCUGGCCAAGAUCCAGGAGAGGAGAGGACGUGCUAGGAGUGUGACCAGAGGCACGGCUCCAUCGCAGAGCCGGCCAGCGUCUGCUAUGAGCCGA